AUGUCCACCACGCCCCUCACAGGCCUACGCCACCUCCUCUCCUCCUUCCUCCCCUCCUCCUCCUCGACAUCCUUCACUCUCCCCGUCUUGCCAACUCCCGAUGCGCUCGAGUUCCACCUCAGUCCGCCUAGUUCGCCGUCGGGGUUGAGUCGAGCGGCGGGAGGCGCGCGAGGGCGGGAGGGAGUACGAGCGGUCGCGAGGGAUGAGGGGUCGGCGCCUUCCACAGCGGACCUCCUAGCGCCCAGCACAGGCGGAACCCUCCGAACAGCCCAUCUCCAGCAAGUCGCGAAGAAGAGUGCUCAGCGGGUCAUCGUCGGCACUCGAAGAGGCGGCGAGAGUUCGGCGUGGAAGGCGUGCGGAGUGGAGGAACGGAGGCGCUGUCGUGCGUGA
Molecule: messenger RNA, 390 nt
Organism: Rhodotorula toruloides NP11
Lineage: Eukaryota; Fungi; Basidiomycota; Microbotryomycetes; Sporidiobolales; Sporidiobolaceae
Exons: 2
Coding region: 1-390 (129 amino acids)
Source: RefSeq, a predicted model, not a curated record